Carassius auratus (goldfish) is the source of this 7206-nucleotide messenger RNA. RefSeq names its product interferon-induced very large GTPase 1-like. The record is from RefSeq and is a predicted model, not a curated record. Gene Ontology annotation, molecular function: GTP binding. Lineage: Eukaryota; Metazoa; Chordata; Actinopteri; Cypriniformes; Cyprinidae. The transcript has 3 exons. Bases 614 to 6148 code for a protein of 1844 amino acids.
CAAGUGAGGAGAUGGAUGUCACACUUGUGUAGAUGAAAGGCCCUUGAAGACGAAAGGUAAUCCACACAAGAGUUUAAUAAGAGUCAUUAACCAGCCACAGACUAAACAGAUCAUGAAGUACUUAUACAGAAACUAAAAGAGGGAACUAAUAAGAUAAUAAGUGAACACAGGUAAACAGAAUGAACUAAUCAGACACAAGAGAAAACUAUAGAUCAAACAGGAAAGACAAUGAUAGACACCGACUGAGAAGCUGUGAUUUUGAUGAGAAAUUCAAAUCAGUGUGCACAGAAAUGGUGAAAUAAUGUCUAAUUUUGGUGAAAAAAGUUAGAUCGACACCAUGUAACUAAUAGUUUGUUUUAACAGAAAGGAAGUUAAAGGGAUGUGGAUUUAAAUAACUUACAUGGUUGGUCAGGUGUUCUUAAAAAAAAUACCAUGUGAUUUACUUUAGGUCAGACUAUGUUUUUGUGAACCGCAAAUCCUGUUUGACUGGAUCUACCCCAUCUAUAUUUGCAUCUGCUUUAAGCAGGAAGACUUUAAGUCUACAGAGUUAUGAGUUGAAGCUACUCGAAACCUGACGAGUAGAGCACUUGAACGGUCUGACUCUGUUGAUCCAAUGCUCAGCAGCAUGGGUAAGAAAACAACAUCUGAUAUUUUGCAUUGCUGUAUGAGACUUGAUCUUACGUUGCAGUGUGUUGAUGAUGAAUCUGAGGAUGGCUCUUCUGUUUUAAUUCUAGAUCACAGUUUGAAAAUUGUGUUGUUUGGAAACUCUGCUGCAGUCCAGUUUCAACACGACAAUGUUCUACUUGGAGAAAUGCAGCCAACUAUUGACAAUCUAGCAAUAUCCAAGACCGUUCCCUUGCAGAUGAAGAAAUCAGGACGCCACGUCUCAGUCAUUAACCUGAUUGGUUUACAUGAAACUGCUCUUAAUCUGGAUCCUCUCACUGAUCACAUAAUGAAUGAAAAUGAAAUCGUUGCUUUCAUCUUUGUUGUGCGACUGGGCCAGUUAACAGAUUCUGAUAAGAUGGGUAUUGAGUGGCUUCAGAGAGUAUUUGGUGACCGAGUUCUUCAGUUUGCGAUGAUUCUCUUCACCUAUGAGAGCGAGGAAGAGUCUGACUCUAUAAUCGAUGACCUGAAGAAAAACUCUGCUCUGGAGCGGCUGAUUGAGAACUGUGGUGGAAGAUAUCACACCUGUAGCAAGAACAUGAACAACCAAUCAGAGAUGAGAGACCUGAUGAACAGGAUUGAGCAACUGUUUACUGAGAAUAAACAGCAGUGUUAUACUAGUGAGACGUACAACACUGCGUUAAGAGAAAGAGGAGACAUGCAAAACAGGACAGACCAACCCACACUUAUUGGAAAGAGUGUGGACUUCACCUUGACAACAGAGACAAGAGAGACUCAUGUGGGAAUCAAAGAGAAGUAUUCUUUAGAUCAAAACAGAUAUGAAAGGAGGAAAGAAAUAGAGCAUCUAUUUCACAGACUUCAUCUUGAUAAGCACCCCUCCAAUCUAAGAGCGGAAGAUGUUCUUCAACUAACGACACAUUCAUUGCAGUCCUACGAGUCUUGUGCUGAGAAGGACGUGAUUCAGACUUUCCUACAAAAACUACUGAUGAUGAACUACAGAGCAAGACACAUUAAAACUACAGAAACCCAGCAUGACGGACAACAAAGAAACAAUGACUUACUUGAAGAUAACAGGGAGGCUGAUAUUUUCAGCGAAAUGUCUUUAAUUCCCGAAGACACCAACAGGAGUGAUGCUAUUCACCCAAUGGAUGUUCAGAUGGCCGUGUUUCAUUGUGCAGAUAGUUUCCUGAAGCAGCUGAUGGUGACUAAACUGUCUCAGUGUCAGUACGCUCUGCCUCUUCUUGUUCCUGAUCCAUUCACUCAAGAAAUUGAGUUUCCUCUUUGGGUAUUCAGACAAAUCAACAAGAGCUGGAAGAUGAAAGACAGCAAAAAUGAAAUAAUUGGUCAAAUCCAGCCAGUCUGGAAGGCAGAAACACCUAUGGUGUCUUUCUUCAGGUUCGGCUCAUUGUCCUCAUCCAAGUCUCAGCUGAUGAACAGUCUGAUCAAUGAGAGACACAACACGUUCUUCCACAGGAACUGUCCAGGCAGCAGCAGCACCAGACUCCUGAUGGAUGGAGUGGUGGAGAUCACCUGGUACUGCCCCUCUGGGAACGACACAGAUAAGUUUACUCAAUGUAUUGCAUUCUGUAACCUUCACGGUGAUGCAGGAGACAAUGAGAAACAGCUGAAGAUCCUCACUGGAAUGGCCUCAGUCAAUGUUGUUAUUCUACCACGACUCGACAAGAGGGACAGAUGUGCAGAACAGAUGCAAAACCUGUACAAGGGCGGAAAGCCACUUAUUUGUCUUUUUACUGAGGAUACAUCUAGUGUAACUAAAAUGAGGAAUGGGAAAUACAAAAUUGGACUGAAAAACAGAAAUCAGUCAGAUGUAUCUGAAGAACUCACACAAGCUAUAAAUGAAUGCCUCUUGCUCUCAUCUUCAGAAUCAUCAUCAUCAUCUGUUUUUAGACUUAAAGAUGUGUCCGAGCACUCAAAUAUCAGAAAAGAUGAGGAUCUUGACAACGACUGCAGAAGAGGGAAAGAAGCAGCCCAGCAGAUGAUGGGUUUACUGAAGAAAAAAGAUCUGACGGAAAUCAAAGAAUCGUUUCUGCCCUGUCAGGGGAAGCUGUGGCAUCAGUGGUGCGAAAAGAACAAAGAACUACAUCGAUCUCAGGCCAAUGAAAUGGACUUGGAAAUAAAACAGAAACAAGACAUGAGGGCAAUCCGUGAUCAGCAGCAUGUGUUGGACAUUGGGGAGUUCAUGAAGUUGUUUAUUACAGAAAUUAAUUCACAAUCUCCAAAUGAGAAGAUAUUUUUUCUUAAAUGGCUCGCAAUCCUCCUGGAUGAAUACACCUCAGUUGACCUUUCUGCUCUACAUUACAAGUAUGAUGAAAAAUGGUCAAAUGUCUUAAAACUGAAAGAGAAUAAUGACAGAUCUGAGCAGCUGACUGCAGCAAAUUUGAACAAGGAACAAACAGAACUGGAUAAGAUUUCAAAAGAACUUCAAGCUGCAACCUUUGGCUUGGAGCACAUCUUAAGGGAGAUUGGUCAAAUCUAUGAAUCGUGUAAAUCAGUGAAUAAGAACAAGGAAGGCCUGCCGUGUGAUUAUUCUUCUCUCCCGGGUCUUGCUGCAGAGAUGAUGAUCUCUGGAUUUCCACUGGAGCUGAUGGAUGGAGAUGCUGCUCAUGUUCCUGUGAUCUGGGUUACUGCUGUUCUACAUGAACUCAUCAAGAAACUGGGAGACCAGAGAGUCUUUGUGCUGUCGGUUUUAGGGAUCCAGAGCUCUGGGAAAUCCACUAUGCUGAACGCCAUGUUUGGACUCCAGUUUGCCGUCAGUGCUGGCAGGUGCACCAGAGGAGCUUUCAUGCAGCUGGUCAGAGUUUCAGAGGAGAUGAAGAUAAAAGAACAGCUGAAGUUUGACUAUAUUCUGGUUGUUGAUACUGAGGGGCUUCGCGCUCUAGAACUGUCUGGGAGGUCAACAAGACAUCAGGACAAUGAAAUGGCCACAUUUGUUGUCGGUCUUGGUAAUUUGACAUUGAUUAACAUCUUUGGGGAAAACCCAUCAGAGCUGCAGGACAUUCUUCAGAUCGUUGUUCAGGCCUUCAUGAGGAUGAAGAAGGUCAGACUGAAUCCCAGCUGCAUGUUUGUUCAUCAGAACGUCUCAGAAGUCACAGCCGGAGAGAGAAACAUGGAGGGAAGGAGACGGCUGCAGCAGACGCUGGAUGAAAUGACAAAACUCGCUGCUAAGGAUGAAGUCUUUGAUGCAGAAUGUUUCAAUGAUGUCAUUACUUUUGACAUACAGAAGGAUGUGAAAUAUUUUGCACAGCUGUGGGAGGGCAGUCCACCAAUGGCACCACCAAACCCAUCAUACUGUGAAAACAUCCAAGAGCUGAAGAAAACGUUUUUUAGUCAUGCCUCAAAAUCCGUUGGUUUACAACUGACACAUUUAAAAGGUCGCAUAAAUGAUCUCUGGGAGGCUCUACUGAAUGAACGAUUCGUGUUCAGCUUCAGAAAUGCUCUUGAAAUUGCAACAUACCGAAAGCUGGAGACCGAAUACAGCAAGUGGUCCUGGAGUCUCCGCAGAACCAUGCUGGAUAUAGAGAACAGACUUUACAUCAGCAUAGAAAAUGAAACAAUCGAUGAGGUUUCAGGAAGUGAUCUUCAAGGAAAACUGGAAGUGAAAAGCAGAGAAGUAGAAAAUUCCAUGUCAGAUUUCUUUGAGAAAGACAAAGAUAAAGACAUAUUGGUACAGUGGAAAGUGUCAUUUCAUAUCAAAAUCAAAGAUCUCCGGGAAAAUAUUGUGAGAGAAACAGCAAGGAAAUUAAAUGAGAUUCUUCAGCAGCGAGAUAUGAAGAAAAGGAUUGAUGCUCAGAGGACAUGUCAUGAAAACGAUCUCUUGGAAAAGAGCAAAGAACUUGCGAUAAAACUCAAAGACAAAGCAAAUGAUGAGACAAUCUUGAAAAAAGAGUUUGAUACCUUUUGGAAAGAGUGUGUUAAAAAGAUUACUGCCAAAACUCCUCAAAUCAAAAACAUUGAUGUAUUAAAUGAUAUGAAACAACUCCUUAGUAACUAUGAAAGUGUCCCUAUAAAUGACUGGAAGAAGAGCAGGGAUAUUUUCUCUGUUCAACGUUAUUCAGAUUAUGUACAGAAACUCAGAGGAGUUACAGGAGAUACCGUCCGAUCAGCUAAACUGAAGUUUGAGGUUGAGACCCAAAUUAGAGCCUUAGUCAAUGACAUCGCUCAACACGCAGACAAAAUGAUCAUGUCAUAUAACAUUUCAAAGACGGGUUACAACAAAACCUACAUUCAGGAACUUGCUGAUCAUAUCAAAGCAAGAGUAGUAGAUUAUGAGCAAGGUUCCAGGAACUUUACGUUCACCAAGGAAUUUUACAUGGAUUUGGUCAUGUCAAUCUGUAAGAGAGUAAACAAGGUAAUUACUGACCAACACAGAAAGUUCAGGGAAGCCAACGAUCCCGUGUUAUACUUUAAACAGAAGAGCGAUGAGUACUUUAGCAUUUUCCAGAAAUACUGUCAAGGUGCGACAUCGGCUGCUAUUUUUGGGGAGAUCAUCUGUCAGAAACUGAAAGAGCCCAUUCAACAGAGUGUCUACAAAGAUACCGCUAGAGAUAUGACUAAUGAAAUCAAAACAAACUGUGAAUCAUUAAAUGGAAACAGAUCUAAACUAGAGAAACACAUCCUAAAGACUCUGGCAGAACAGGAAAAUUUUGUCAGAUACUUGAACUACUUUAAUCAUCCCAGAGACUACUUAAAAAGUUUUGUCAGAGAUGAAGUCAAUCAGUACAUCUCUGAUAAGUUUGAAGACAGCGUUCGGCCCAAAUUGGAGGAGAACAUUAAACUCCUGCAGCAGAAGAUCAUGGAAGCGGCUCAUAGAGCGACUGCACUGGUCAACGCGACCGGCGGAGAUGUUCAGAAGUGGCUGAAUGAUUUCGCUAGUCAGCUCUCAGAUGUGCUAAUAUUCUCUGUAAAGGACCUCAGUGGAGUGAGUCAUGAAGGUGUUGAUGAUUUCAAUCUCCUAGAAGAUGUCAUAAGCAAACUACUUGGUUCGGUAUCAUCUGAAAUACAACAUAAAUUGAGCACAGAGACAUUUCCAGAAAAUCUGGAACAUAAAGACAGACCAGAUGAGAUUCUGAUUGAUCAUCUCUGUCAGUGCUGUUGGGUUCAGUGUCCAUUCUGUGCAGCCCCCUGCACCAACACUGUAGAAAACCAUUCUGGAGAUCACAGCGUUCCUUUCCAUCGAGUCGAUGGACUUACUGGUAGCUGUUAUGAUGAAACAGAAUGUCUCAGUGCAGAUUUUUGCACUAGUUUAGUGAGAACUAGUAAAAUGUUCUAUACAGGUCAGUGGUUUCUGUGCAGAGAGUACAGAAAAGCGGGAGAUGUUUAUGCAGAGUGGAACAUCACUCCGGACUUCUCUGAGCUGCCGUACUGGAAGUGGUUUGUGUACAGAUUUCAGGAAGAUCUGAAAAACCACUUUGAGAAAUCAUUCCACAUGUGGGACGUGUUUUCAUAUGAAUGGAGCGGAUACUCAAAAGAGCAAGCCAUCGAGAGUUUGGAUGAAUACAUCUAAUGACAAAUGAAAAUGACUCACUUGCAGUUCUUUGAUUCAUAGAUAACCGCUUAAAACAAGUUUGCAAAAUUGAGGGGUUUUGAGUUGUGAAUCUUCAAGAUUUGUAUCUCUAUCUAUGAAUUCCAUAUAUGAAUGUUAUAUAUAAAAUAGGUAUUUAGAAAUGUUUUACCCCUUUACUUCACAGCUCUCCAUACCUAACAUUAGUUUUUUAUUAACACUCUUCAAAACUGUGUGAAAACUGAUGUGAUGUUUGCUGAAAUCGUUUCAUAAAACUUUAAGAUUAAUCUAGGGGUGAUCCCGAAUAUUCAGAGGAGCCCGAUUCGAGACAAGUCUCACAGUCGAAUAUUCACAGGCUGUUAUGAUCAUGCCAUUUUGGCUAUAUGUGUGACUGGUUGUGUGUGUGUGGAUGGUUACUCUUGCUUUAGUCUUGCUUUACUGGGCCUGGGACAGACAAAACGUCAUCAAAGCAUCAAUAUGGCUCAGAAAUCAGCAGUGAGAGAUGUGGAUUUACAUUUUUACAGAGUGAUCGUGAACAUAUAGUGGAAUAAAAUUCAAAAUAAAAAACAUUAAAGAAAUAAAGUAAAAAAAGUGUCUCAUAUUUUUGUAUAAAUGAAAUACAGAAAAGGAACAAAUAAAAUGGCGCCGUUACUCUGUUCAGCACAUGUGAGCAUAUGGCACGUGUUAAUGCUAACACUUAAUUCGGCUUAUAUUUUUACACAGAACAUGACAAAUGUGAAUAUAAUACAUAACUGGGACAAACACGACCAAAGGCUGGUUAGUGUAGGCUAUCAAAGCAUCAACGUUGCUCAGAAAUCUUAAAUGACGCAGCGCUUAUUGAUGCGACUUACCAGCAGUGAGAGACGUGAGGAUCUGCUGGUAAUUACGUAACUCCGCCCACAAUAUCACCCACACAAUUGCGAGUGACACAAUAGCCAGCCAAUGUUGCGUUUCCCCCAAUUAAUGCAUGAAUUUAACAUCAUUAUUUAAACUCCGUUACAUAUGGAGGUGCUCAAAUGUCUGAUUUCACAUAUUUCACAACUACUGGUUUUCUCCCAAUA